This is a messenger RNA of Chenopodium quinoa (quinoa), 2522 nucleotides long. RefSeq names its product ATP-dependent zinc metalloprotease FTSH 6, chloroplastic-like. The record is from RefSeq and is a predicted model, not a curated record. Gene Ontology annotation, molecular function: ATP binding; metalloendopeptidase activity; zinc ion binding. Gene Ontology annotation, cellular component: chloroplast thylakoid; membrane. The transcript has 5 exons. The coding region runs from base 306 to 2390 and encodes 694 amino acids. NCBI's taxonomy places the organism in Eukaryota, Viridiplantae, Streptophyta, Magnoliopsida, Caryophyllales, Amaranthaceae. Gene Ontology annotation, biological process: proteolysis.
GCUUCUUUAUAGAAAAUGAAUUAUUGGAUUAUGUAAAAAUCUAAGAAUUAUAUCUAAUGUCAACUUCCUAAUUAAAGUUCGUUCAUGUCCUAGAAUCAUCCUAAACUCUUCUAUUUAUAUACCAAAUUUCCCUUUCCCUUCAUCUUCAUACAAACAUACAACAAAAAUCGCGGUGUUGCAUUUUUUUUGUAAAUUCAUAUAUAUUUGCAUUUAGCAACUGAUUUUGGUAGUCAGUAAAAGUCGUGUUUGUUGUUAAGUUUUAAUAUUACUCAGUACUAGCUUUGAUACUCAAUUAGUGUAAAAACAUGGCACCUGCUCUUUCACUCUCUUUACCAUCUCACUCUCGCUACAAUCUCCCAAAAUGGAAACCUCAAGAUAUUCCAAAAGAAACACAAUUACCAAAAGCAAGCAACAAAGAUCAAAACCCAUGUUAUAGUACAACAAAUUUAGACAUUAAACAUACAAAAAUUCCUAGAAGAAAGCUCUUAUCAUCAAGUGGGCUGGGCCUAGUUGGAGGAGCUGGAGCUGGGCUACUAAGUGGAAAGCCCAACCCAGCAAACGCGGAGGUCACGAGUCCACCAAGCCCAAUAGAUUUAGCUUCUAAUAGGAUAUCAUACUCAAGUUUCUUGAAGUACUUGGAUGAAGGUGUAGUGAGGAAGGUGGACUUGAUUGAGAAUGGCCGGUCUGCGGUCGUAGAAAUUUACAAUGAUGCCCUUCAUAAAAUACAAAGGCUUAAGGUUGAACUGCCUAGUUUACCACCAGAAUUAGUGAGAAAGUUGAAGGAUAAAAAUGUUGAUUUUGCUGUUAAUCCUCCAGAGGUUAAUAUGGAAGUUGCAAUACUUGAUUUAUUGAGUAAUGUUGCUUUUCCUUUGAUUUUUUUGGGUGAUUUGCUUUUUAGGGCUUCCAGGCCCAAUAUUCCUGGUGGAGGCCCAAACUUGCCUUUUGGGCUUGGCAGGAGCAAAGCCAAGUUUCAGAUGGAACCAAACACAGGAGUAACAUUUGACGAUGUAGCAGGAGUUGAUGAGGCAAAGCAGGAUUUUCAGGAAAUUGUGGAGUUCUUAAAAACCCCAGAGAAGUUUGCUUCAGUAGGAGCAAAAAUUCCUAAGGGAGUUCUGUUGGUUGGACCACCAGGAACAGGGAAGACCAUGCUAGCUAAGGCAAUAGCAGGCGAGGCAGGAGUGCCGUUCUUCUCCCUCUCAGGCUCUGAAUUCAUUGAGAUGUUUGUAGGAGUUGGGGCCUCCAGAGUCAGAGAUUUGUUCAACAAGGCCAAGGAAAAUGCUCCUUGCUUGGUUUUCAUUGAUGAGAUCGACGCUGUUGGGAGGCAAAGAGGGACGGGCAUUGGUGGAGGGAACGACGAAAGAGAGCAAACUUUGAAUCAGUUGCUUACUGAGAUGGAUGGUUUUGCUGGGAAUACUGGAGUUAUUGUUAUUGCAGCUACUAAUCGGCCUGAGAUACUUGAUCAGGCAUUGCUUAGACCCGGAAGAUUUGACAGGCAGGUCUCAGUUGGAUUACCAGAUGUGAAAGGAAGGGAAGAAAUAUUAAAGGUCCACAGCAGUAACAAGAAGCUAGAUAAGGAUGUUUCACUUAGUGUUGUUGCCAUGAAAACUCCUGGAUUCAGUGGAGCUGAUUUGGCCAAUCUUAUGAAUGAAGCUGCCAUUCUAGCUGGUCGAAGAGGAAAAGCAAGGAUUACUGUAAAGGAGAUUGAUGACUCAAUUGAUCGCAUCGUGGCAGGAAUGGAAGGAACCACAAUGACUGAUGGGAAAAGCAAGAUUUUGGUGGCCUACCAUGAGGUUGGACAUGCUGUGAGCGCGACUUUGACUCCAGGACAUGAUCCAGUACAGAAAGUCACUCUGAUACCAAGAGGUCAAGCACGAGGUCUUACAUGGUUCAUGCCGGAUGAAGACCCAACUCUCGUGUCAAAGAAGCAAUUGUUUGCUAGGAUAGUAGGCGGUCUUGGAGGAAGGGCAGCAGAAGAAGUCAUUUUUGGUGAACCAGAAAUCACUACUGGUGCUGCAGGAGACCUGCAACAAGUUACACAAAUAGCUAGACAGAUGGUAACAAUGUUUGGAAUGUCAGAACUUGGACCGUGGGCUUUGAUUGAUCCAGCAGUUCAGCAAAGCGAUGUAGUUCUGAGGUUGUUGGCAAGAAAUUCAAUGUCGGAAAAGCUAGCAGAAGACAUAGAUGCAUGUGUACGUCGUAUAAUUGAGACAGCUUAUGAAGUGGCGAAGCAACAUAUCAGAAAUAAUAGAGAUGCAAUUGAUAAACUUGUAGACGUUUUGCUGGAGAAAGAAACACUCUCAGGAGAAGAGUUCAGGUCUAUACUGUCUGAAUUUGUCGACAUCUCUGUGAACGAGUCAAAGACUUCUGUCCGUGAACUCAUUAAUGCUUAAGUUUUGUAUCUCAACAGCCCUUGAUACAGUUAGUCAACUUAGCUUCAAGUAUGAAAUGAAAUAACAAGGGUAAGAAGGAAAUUAUGAGAAGAUGAUGAAUCAUAAAGUGAAAAUAAGAUAAUACACCCGGGU